GGAAAGGAAUAAACUUGAAACUUCUAAAGGCUUUACCCAUCCAACUGCUUUCCACCACCUCCUAGAACACCCCCCUCCUCUUUAAAUCUUCUCAUGCUGCUUCAGCUAAAUGACAGCCUAAGAAAACCACCGCCAAGAAGCAGUAGAAACAAUCUCCAACUUGUUUAUCUCUCUGUUCUGUUGAUCUCUGAUCAAUGGCUUUAGCUCGUUUGGCUCUCAAGAACUUGCAGCAGAAGGCGUGUUCUGCUUCUUUGUUGACUCGAAACGCGACUCACGCAAGUCCUUGGGAGAAACAGAGAUGGGCUUCUCAGAUUCUCCGUGGGCUCUCCUCGGCGGCGGAGGAGAAGCCGGACGCCUCCCGGGAGGUGGCGGUGGCUAACGGUGGCAAGAAAUCGAAGCUGUUCCCGAGGAGGAGGAGCAGGAGGGGUCUUUGGAGGAGCAACAACCGUGACUUUGUUCCAUCCCUUUGGGAAUUCUUCCCUUCCGGACUAGGAAAUGCACUGGUUCAAGCGUCGGAGAACCUAAACAGGCUAAUGGAGAACCUCUCGCCCACCCAUUUACUUGGGAGGGCGCAAGAGCACGACGAUUGCUACAAACUGCGCUACAACGUGCCAGGGCUUGGGAAGGAUGACAUCAAAGUAACGGUGGAGGACGGGAUUCUGAGGAUCCGAGGCGAGCACAAGGAAGAGGAGGAGGAUGGUUCCGACGACGAGCACUGGUCAGCAAGAAGCUACGGCUAUUACGAUGCGAGCUUGUUGCUGCCAGAGGACGCUAAGGUUGAUGAGAUAAAGGCCGAGAUCAAGGACGGAGUGUUGAGUAUUGUUAUACCUAAAACAGAGAGGGCGAAGAAGGAUGUUAAAGAAAUUAAAGUUGAGUGAGUUGAAAAUUUGAGACGAUGUGUGGUAAAAAUCAAGAUGUUGGAUGCAAAAAAGCACUGAAUGUAUGUAGCAUGUAAUAAUGUGUGUGUGUGUGUUUAUUGAGUUUGAAAUAAGUGUAAUAGAUUGAGGGGUGUGAUCUUGAAAGCUUUUGUGGCUACUUGAAGCUA
This is a messenger RNA of Sesamum indicum (sesame), 1045 nucleotides long. Its product is annotated as HSP20-like chaperones superfamily protein. Gene Ontology annotation, biological process: response to heat. The record is from RefSeq and is a predicted model, not a curated record. NCBI's taxonomy places the organism in Eukaryota, Viridiplantae, Streptophyta, Magnoliopsida, Lamiales, Pedaliaceae.